This is a messenger RNA of Odobenus rosmarus divergens (Pacific walrus), 3448 nucleotides long. It is a transcript of the gene CIITA, whose product is annotated as class II, major histocompatibility complex, transactivator. Gene Ontology annotation, molecular function: ATP binding; protein binding. Gene Ontology annotation, biological process: positive regulation of MHC class II biosynthetic process; positive regulation of MHC class I biosynthetic process; positive regulation of transcription by RNA polymerase II. The transcript is spliced from 19 exons. Lineage: Eukaryota; Metazoa; Chordata; Mammalia; Carnivora; Odobenidae. The coding region runs from base 1 to 3426 and encodes 1141 amino acids. The record is from RefSeq and is a predicted model, not a curated record.
AUGCCCAGAACCAGAUCUGGGUUCCACUUGGACUUGGGUCACCUAUGUAAGUCACCUCACAUCUCUGAUCCUCAGGGCAGCGGACAGUGUGCCGCCAUGGAGUUGGGGUCUCUAGAAGGCGGGUACCUGGAGCUUCUCAACAGCAGUGCCGAUCCCUUGCAGCUCUACCACCUCUAUGACCAGACGGACCUGGCUAGAGAAGAGAUUGAGCUCUGCUCAGAACCCGACAUGGACACCAUCAACUGCGAACAGUUCAGCAAACUGUUGUGUGACAUGGAAGGUGAUGAAGAGACCAGGGAGGCUUAUGCCAAUAUCGCGGAACUGGACCAGUACGUGUUUCAGGACUCCCAACUGGACGGUCUGGGCAAAGACAUUUUCAUCGAGCACAUAGGAUUGGAAGAAAUGAUCAGCGAGAGUGUCGAGGUGCUGGAGGAAGCAGGGCAGAAAAGUCAGAAAAGAUCCUUCCCAGAGGAGCUGUCUGUGGACUUGAAGCACAGGAAGCUGGCCGAGCCCCUCGCUAUGCCCAUGGUGACUGGCACGUUCCUGGUCGGGUCAGUGAGUGACUCCGCAGCUCUGCCCUGCUUGUCACCACCUGCUGUGUUCAACAAGGAGCCAGCAUCCGGCCAGAGCUGGCUGGAGGAGACCGUCCUGAUGCCUGUGCACCCUUCCAGUUCCUUGCUGAGCCACCUGAGUCUUCCUGCUGGAUGUAUCCAGAUCAUCCCUGGCCUCCCCUCUCUGCCCCAGGGGCUCUGGCAAAUCUCAGGGGCUGGGAUGGGGGUGUCUGGUAUGGUCAUCUAUCAAGGCGAGAUGCCCCAGGCCAGCCAAGUGCUUCCUUCCAGUGGCCCAGCUGUGCAGAGCCUCCCCAAGUCCCCAGAUCGGCCCGGCUCCACCAGCCCCUUUGCCCCGUCUGCAGCUGACCUUCCUGGAAUGCCAGAACCAGCUUUGACCUCCCGUGCAAAUACGACAGAGGACCAGAUGUCCCCUAUCCAAAGCCAGGCAGCUCACGAGAUCUCCAGCAAGCCUCCAAAAUGGCCUGAGAGCGUGGAGCGGUUCUGCAGCUCCCUACGGGACGAGUACCGGGCUGAGUUCGCAGGCCCGGAAGGCAUCCUGGUGGAGGUGGAGCUGGUGAAGGCGCGGCUGGAGAGAAGCAGUGGCAAAAGCCAGGAGAGGGAGCUGGCCACCCCGGACUGGGCAGAGAGGCAGUUGGCCCGCGGGGGUCUGGCCGAGGUGCUGGGGGCUGCCGGGGACCGCCGGCGGCCACGGGAGACACAGGUGAUCGCCGUGCUGGGCAAAGCAGGACAGGGGAAGAGCCGUUGGGCCCGGGAAGUGAGCCGGGCCUGGGCCUGCGGCCAGUUGCCCCAGUACGACUUCGUCUUCUACCUCCCCUGCCACUGUUUGGACCGCGCCAAAGGGGACACUUACCGCCUGCAGGAUCUGCUCUUCUGCCUGGGCCCCCAGCCACGGCCCAUGGACGAGGAGGUCUUCGGCCACGUCUUGAGGCGGCCCGACCGGGUUCUGCUCAUCCUGGACGCCUUCGAGGGGCUCGAAGGCCAAGAUGGCUUCCUGCACAGCGCGGGCGGACCCAUGUCCACAGAACCCCACUCCCUCCGGGGGCUGCUGGCCGGACUCUUCCAGCGGAAGCUGCUUCGAGGCUGCACCCUGCUGCUCACGGCCCGGCCCUGGGGCCGCCUGGCCCAGAGCCUGAGCAAGGCCGACGUCCUGUUCGAGGUGGCCGGCUUCUCAGCCGAGCAGGCUGAAACCUACAUGACGCGCUACUUGGAGUGCACUGGGGCGACCGCGCACCGGGAGCGAGCCCUGGCCCUCCUCCGGGGCCAGCCGUUCCUGCUCAGCCUCAGCCACAGCCCCACCGUGUGCCGGGCCGUGUGCCGGCUCUCUGAGGCCCUGCUAGAGCUGGGUGACAAGGCUGAGCUGCCCUCCACGCUCACGGGACUCUACGUGGGCCUGCUGGGCCCCGCGGCCCGGGACAGCCCCCCGGAGGCCCUGGCAGGACUGGCCAGGCUGGCCUGGGAGCUGGGCCGCAAACACCAGGGCACCUUGCAGGGCAGCCAGUUCCCAUCGGCCACUGUGAGGGCCUGGGCCGUGGCCAAAGGCCUGGUGCAGCCCGUCCCGGGCGCCCCCGAUGUGGAGCUGGCCUUCUCCAGCUUCCUCCUGCAGUGCUUCCUGGGGGCCGUGUGGCUGGCCCUGAGCACUGAAAUCAAGGACAAGGAGCUGCCACAGUACUUGGCGUUGACCCCGAGGAAGAAGAGGCCCUAUGACAACUGGCUGGAGGGCGUGCCGCGCUUCCUGGCUGGCCUGCUUUUCCAGCCUCACGCCGACUGCCUCGGAGCCCUGGCAGGGCCAGCCGCCGCCACCAUGGGGGCCAGGAAGCGGAAUGUGCUCAGCAGGUACCUGAAGCGCCUGCAGCCAGGGACGCUCCGGGCCGGGCGGCUGCUGGAGCUGCUGCACUGUGCGCACGAGGCCACCGAUGCCGCGAUCUGGCAGCACGUGGUGCAGGGGCUUCCAGCCCGCCUCUCCUUCCUGGGCACCCGGCUCACACCCCCCAACACCUACGUGCUAUGCAGCGCCUUGGCGGCGGCUGGCCAAGACUUCUCCCUGGACCUCCGCAGCACUGGCAUUGACCCCGCUGGGCUGGGGAGCCUCGUGGGACUCAGCUGCGUCACCCAUUUCAGGGCUUCGCUGAGUGACAUGGUGGGGCUGUGGGAGUCUCUACAGCAGCGUGGGGAGACCAAGCUGCUCCGGGCGGUGGAGGAGAAGUUCACCAUCGAGCCUUUCAAGGCCAAGUCCCCAAAGGAUGUGGAAGACCUCGGCAACCUCGUGCAGAUCCAGAGGACAAGGAAUUCCUCGGAAGACACAGCUGAAGAGCUCCCUGCUGUCCGGGACCUAAAGAAGCUGGAGUUUGCGCUGGGCUCUGUCUUAGGCCCCCAGGCUUUUCCCAAACUGGUGAGGAUCCUUGAGGCCUUUUCCUCCCUUCAGCAUCUGGACCUGGACUCGCUGAGCGAGAACAAGAUCGGGGACGAGGGUGUCGAGCAGUUGUCAGCCACCUUCCCUCGGCUGAGGGCCCUGGAGACUCUCAACUUGUCCCAGAACAGCAUCACUGACGUGGGCGCCUGCAAGCUCGCCGAGGCCCUGCCCUCCCUGGCUGCGUCCCUCCUCAGGCUGAGCCUGUACAAUAACAGCAUCUGUGACGUGGGAGCUGAGAGCCUGGCACACGUGCUUCCAGACAUGGUGUCCCUCCGGGUGUUGGACGUCCAGUAUAACAAGUUCACCGCCGCUGGGGCCCAGCAGCUCGCUGCCAGCCUGAGAAAGUGCCCUCAUGUGGAGACACUGGCGAUGUGGACGCCCACCAUCCCGUUUGGCGUCCAUGAACACCUGCAGCAGCUAGACUCACGGAUCAGCCUGAGAUGAGCUCCAUGAUGCCUGGGACGAG